Molecule: messenger RNA, 971 nt
Organism: Populus nigra (black poplar)
Lineage: Eukaryota; Viridiplantae; Streptophyta; Magnoliopsida; Malpighiales; Salicaceae
Product: ethylene-responsive transcription factor ERF098-like
Exons: 1
Coding region: 46-492 (148 amino acids)
Biological process (GO): regulation of DNA-templated transcription; ethylene-activated signaling pathway
Molecular function (GO): DNA binding; DNA-binding transcription factor activity
Source: RefSeq, a predicted model, not a curated record
UCAAAUACGACCAUCUUUGUCAAGAACCAAAUUUGAAACAAGGGCAUGGAAGAGCCUGAUAAAGGGAAGGAAAAGGAAUUGAAAGGGAGAGAAGAGGUUCGAUACCGGGGUGUUCGAAGGAGACCUUGGGGAAAAUUUGCGGCGGAAAUACGAGACCCAUCAAGGCAGGGAGCAAGGUUAUGGUUAGGGACAUUUGAUACAGCAGAGGAGGCAGCUCGUGCUUAUGAUAGAGCUGCAUUUAGCAUGAGAGGUCAUCUUGCAAUCCUCAACUUUCCUAAUGAUUAUCUCUCUCAAGUGAUAGGAUCUUCUCCUCGUCGUCCACCAGUUUCAUCAUCUAGUAGUGAUGUUGGUGCAAGCGAGAGUUUUCAGAGGGGAAGCUCAUCGAGUGACGGACAAGGAAAGCAAGUUAUCGAGUUUGAGUACUUGGAUGAUAAGAUUUUGGAGGAGCUUCUUGAAACAGAAGAGGAGAAGAAGAAACGGCAGCAAGAUUGAGUUUUAGUUUUUUCUGUGCCUGUUCCUUUCUUUUUUUGUUCUUGAUUUAAGCUUAUUCAAGAAUUUUUUCAAGAAAAAUCUCUAUGAUUUUCAUAUUAUUAGUUCUUACUUCCACAAGAUGAAUAAGAUUGUUAGGGAUCCAUGAGUUACCCAACUACUGGGGAGAAAUGGCGUGUCUAAAUUAGUUGACAACGAUAAAUUUGGUAUGGAAUUCUUGAAAUUUACAUGUAAUGAUACCUUGCCCCUUUAACUCAAAAAUAUGUUGAGCUGCUCACUCGUUGCCCCUCUUCAGCCGAGGGAGAGAUCACCCAUGCAAUACGGACCUUUUUCUCACCAAUCCAGUAAAUGUAAUUUUAAUUCCUAAGCUCAUAGCCUUAGCUUCUUUUCGUUUUCAUUUUUUUUUUAACAUCAUACAAAGUUUACGAUUUGAAAUCCUACCAAAUCAAACCAAAACUGUAUGGUAUGAAGUAUUCUUAGCA